Cajanus cajan (pigeon pea) is the source of this 1898-nucleotide messenger RNA. RefSeq names its product purple acid phosphatase 22. The record is from RefSeq and is a predicted model, not a curated record. NCBI's taxonomy places the organism in Eukaryota, Viridiplantae, Streptophyta, Magnoliopsida, Fabales, Fabaceae. Gene Ontology annotation, molecular function: metal ion binding; acid phosphatase activity.
GGCCAAUUACAUAUAGAGGGUUGCGUGUAGCAUAGCAAUUCAACGAUUUUAAUUGCCAAAUAUUUUGGUCAGAGCCGUUGCAAACACACCCUCCCCAAACCCAAUUCAUUUUUUUUUUCUUUUAGUAGCAAUUUUAAUGUAUUCCUUAUCACACUGUGUAUCUUGCGCAACCCCAUCAUAUAAUAGUAGCCCCCCCACACCCAAAACGAGUUGCAGCUACAAAUUGCAUGAACCAACAAUUCCAAGCCAAAAGAAGAAGAUGAUAGGAAAAUAUAGAAAGACCCUUAUGGUAUUCCCGAUCCUCCUACACUUCCUCUUGUUCCCACAACCCCUUCUUUCUCAAGACAACAAUAACUUUGUUCGUCAGCCAGCUGGUCAACUCAUUAUCACUCCCCACCAACGAUCCAAUUCGGAACCCCAACAGGUGCACAUUUCAUUGGUGGGGAAAGAGAAGAUGAGGGUGUCGUGGAUAACCGAAGAGAAGCAGGCGGAAUCCGUGGUGGAGUAUGGAACAAAGUCAGGGGAAUAUAGCGCCAAAGCAACGGGGGAGCAUACCUCGUACCAAUAUUUUUUCUAUACCUCGGGCCAGAUCCACAACGUUGUUAUUGGGCCUUUGCAGCCAUCUACUACUUACUACUACCGUUGCAGUGCCUCUGGUCCUGAGUUUUCCUUCAAGACACCCCCACCCAACUUGCCCAUUCAGUUUGUCAUCGUUGGUGACUUGGGACAAACAGAAUGGACUGCAUCAACCUUAAAACAUGUUGACAGCAGCGACUACGACGUGUUCCUGUUACCUGGAGACCUAUCCUAUGCAGACUCCCAGCAACCCUUAUGGGACUCCUUUGGUCGUUUAGUGGAACCAUAUGCUAGUAAAAGGCCAUGGAUGGUUACUGAAGGGAACCACGAGAUCGAGAUUUUCCCCAUCAUCUACCCCAAAGGCUUCGAGGCCUACAACGCUCGCUGGCCCAUGCCCUUCCAACAAAGUGCUUCCACCUCCAACCUCUAUUACUCCUUCGAGGUUGCCGCCACCCACGUCAUCAUGCUAGGUUCCUACACUGAUUUUGACCACCAAUCAGACCAAUACACGUGGCUUCAAUCUGACCUCGCCAACAUUGAUAGGGCCAAGACACCUUGGGUGAUUGUGCUGCUUCAUGCACCUUGGUAUAAUACUAACGAGGCACACCAAGGUGAAGGCGAAUCCAUGAGACAAGCCAUGGAGGAGUUGCUUUAUAAUGCUCGCGUUGACUUGGUUUUUGCUGGCCAUGUUCAUGCUUAUGAACGCUUCACUCGAAUUUACGACAAUAAGGCUGAUUCAUGUGGACCGAUGUAUGUGACUAUUGGGGAUGGAGGAAACCGCGAGGGACUUGCCUUAACGUUUAAGAACCCUCCUAGCCCGCUAUCGUUGUAUCGAGAGUCAAGCUUUGGACAUGGAAGGUUACGGAUACUAAAUGAAACACAUGCGCAUUGGUCAUGGCACCGAAACAAUGAUUCUGACGCGGUUGUGGCUGAUGGUGUUUGGAUAGAGAGUUUAAGCAGCUCGAAAGCAUGCUCAAAGAUACCAGAGCAACAAGAUGCUGCUCAUGAAGAGCUAUAAAGUUCUGCUCGUGUUAUACUGAUAUUUGAUAUGAUAUCAGAGCUCAAUGGAGUUAUACUGUGUUUAAAUUCAAUGCACUUCAGUUUGAUUCGAAUCUGUGCCAAAUCAGACUCGGGAUUUUUCAAUAUAUAGAAACCCUCAAUAACCAAUCCACACAAGAAUCAAAUGUUUGUUUCGGCAACAUGGUCAUUUGUCAGAAUAGAAGAAAAAUCCUUCACCAACUUGAUGUGAAUAUAUAUAAACAUGCUUCUAAUUGUCGCUAGAUUAUGGUUCUGAUGAAUAAAUGGGAUUCUUGAUUCUCUUA